GCAAACAAACAUAAUGAGCAACACAGCCUCAGCCUCGGUCUCCGUCGACGGCGGUGGCGGUGGCGGUGGCGACACCAAAGAUGAUCAGAAAAAACCUUCACAAACCCCCAAACCCAAAAAAGUUUCGAUGCUAAAACUGUUUGCAUUCGCCGAUUCAUAUGAUUACCUCCUUAUGUUUCUUGGGUCCGUCGGAGCAUGCAUUCACGGUGCAUCGGUGCCGGUUUUCUUUAUCUUUUUCGGCAAGUUGAUCAACAUCAUCGGACUCGCUUAUCUUUUUCCCAAAGAAGCUUCUCAUAAAGUUGCCAAGUAUUCAUUGGAUUUUGUGUACCUAAGUGUGGUCAUACUGUUUUCUUCUUGGAUUGAGGUGGCUUGUUGGAUGCAUAGUGGAGAAAGGCAAGCAGCAAAGAUGAGAAUGGCUUAUUUGAGGUCGAUGUUAAGCCAAGAUAUCAGUCUUUUUGACACUGAAGCUUCAACUGGAGAAGUUAUUUCUGCAAUUACGAGUGAUAUAAUCGUCGUUCAAGAUGCCAUUUCUGAGAAGGUGGGGAACUUCAUGCACUACAUCAGCAGAUUCUUAUCAGGAUUCAUAAUUGGGUUCGUUAGAGUUUGGCAGAUAAGUUUGGUGACUUUGUCAAUUGUACCUGCCAUUGCAAUUGCAGGUGGCGUCUAUGCUUACGUCGCCACCGGCCUCAUCGUGCGAGUCCGAAAAUCUUACGUCAAGGCCGGUGAAAUCGCUGAAGAGGUGAUUGGGAAUGUACGGACAGUGCAAGCGUUUUCUGGAGAAGAGAAAGCGGUGAAUUCUUACAUUGCAGCCUUGUCGAACACGUACAAAUAUGGCAAGAAAGCCGGUCUGGCCAAAGGCUUGGGCCUUGGCACUCUGCAUUUUGUUCUCUUCCUCUCUUGGUCCUUGCUCGUUUGGUACACUAGCAUCGUCGUCCAUAAGAACAUCGCUAAUGGUGGUGAUUCGUUCACCACUAUGCUCAAUGUCGUCAUUGCCGGCCUGUCGCUUGGGCAGGCGGCACCGGACAUCAGUGCCUUCAUCAGGGCCAAGGCGGCGGCAUACCCCAUUUUUGAAAUGAUAGAGAGGACGACGGUUGCCAAAACGAGUGCGAAAAUGGGCCGGACGCUUGCCAAGGUGGAUGGUCACAUACGGUUUGAUGACGUGCAGUUUAGUUACCCAUCAAGACCAGAUGUGAUGAUCUUUGACAAACUUCGUCUUGAUAUACCUUCCGGAAAAAUUGUUGCACUUGUUGGCGGUAGCGGUUCAGGGAAGAGCACAGUUAUAUCAUUGAUAGAACGGUUCUACGAGCCGCUAUCUGGUCAGAUCCUGUUAGAUGGAACCAAUCUACGUGAACUCGACAUCAAAUGGCUCAGGCACCAGAUUGGGCUGGUGAAUCAAGAGCCUGCUCUUUUUGCAACAACCAUAAGGGAGAAUAUCUUGUACGGGAAGGAUUCGGCUACCUACGAGGAGAUCACACAUGCCGCAAAGUUAUCAGAAGCAAUCACGUUCAUUAACAAUCUUCCAGAGAGAUUCGAGACGCAGGUAGGAGAACGAGGGAUACAACUAUCGGGAGGACAAAAGCAACGGAUUGCAAUAUCACGAGCGAUAGUGAAGAACCCGUCAAUACUUCUUUUAGAUGAAGCGACAAGCGCCCUCGACACUGAAUCUGAAAAGAGCGUGCAAGAGGCGCUUGACCGUGUGAUGGUGGGAAGGACAACUGUGAUCGUUGCCCAUCGGCUUUCCACCAUUAGAAAUGCAGACACGAUAGCCGUGGUUCAACAUGGAAAGAUAGUCGAAACCGGAAGCCAUGAUGAGCUAAUGUCCCGACCUGAUAGCGCUUAUUCAUCACUCGUUCAACUUCAAGAAACGGCUUCCUUGCAUCGUGCCCCAUCACGCGUUCCAUCCAUGGGAAGACCAUCCAGCUUAAAAUUUUCUCGCGAGCUAUCACGGACUACCACACGGAGUAUAGGGGCUAGUUUUCAUUCCGAUCGAGAAUCCGUUGGCAAGCUCGGUGUUGAAGGUGUUGAAUACGCCAAGGCACCACGCGUUUCCUCAAAAAGAUUAUACUCAAUGAUCCGUCCCGAUUGGGCUUAUGGCUUAACGGGCACCAUAGGCGCCCUAAUCGCAGGAUCCUUGAUGCCUCUCUUUGCUCUUGGGAUCAGCCAAGCCCUCGUGGCUUAUUACAUGGACUGGGAAACCACGCAGCAUGAGGUCAGAAAAAUCGCCGUUCUCUUUUGCUUAGGUGCUGGAGUAAGUAUCACCGUUUACGCCAUCACUCAUCUAUGCUUUGGGAUCAUGGCAGAAAGGCUCACUCUUCGUGUUCGUCAAAAGAUGUUUUCAGCUAUUUUGAGAAAUGAGAUUGGCUGGUUCGAUGACACCAACAACACAAGCUCGAUGCUCGCUUCCCGUUUAGAAAGUGAUGCAACUUUACUAAGAACGGUUGUUGUAGAUCGGACAACGAUACUGAUACAAAAUUUGGGGUUGAUCGGCACUUCCUUCAUCAUCGCCUUCAUCUUGAACUGGAGGCUUACACUUAUCGUGAUGGCCAUGUACCCUUUGAUCAUUAGUGGUCACAUAAGCGAGAAAAUGUUCAUGAAAGGGUAUGGUGGUGAUCUGAGCAAAGCUUAUCUUAAAGCUAAUAUGCUUGCUGGUGAGGCUGUUAGUAACAUAAGAACAGUUGCAGCAUUUUGUUCUGAAAACAAGGUGCUCGAUCUUUAUUCUCGAGAGCUCGUUGGACCUUCCAAACAGUCGUUUAACCGUGGGCAGGUUGCUGGCCUGUUUUACGGUGUAUCUCAGUUCUUCAUAUUCUCAUCAUACGGCCUUGCGUUGUGGUAUGGUUCGGUUUUGAUGGAGAGGGGGUUAUCAGGCUUCAAAUCGGUCAUGAAAUCAUUCAUGAUUCUGAUUGUAACCGCGUUGGCCAUGGGUGAAACGCUAGCAAUGGCACCAGACUUAUUGAAGGGAAACCAGAUGGUAGCUUCGGUUUUCGAGGUUCUCGACCGGAGAACACAAGUUGUGACUGACGUCGGAGAGGAUAUAACGAGAGUGGAAGGGUCAAUUGAGCUGAAAGGUGUCCAUUUCAGCUACCCUUCGAGACCCGACAUCUUGAUUUUCAAGGAUUUCGAUCUGAAGGUUCGAGCAGGCAAGAGCAUGGCACUGGUGGGACAAAGUGGCUCGGGGAAGAGCUCCGUUCUCUCGCUAGUUCUCCGCUUCUACGAUCCAACCUCUGGGAAAGUCAUGGUUGAUGGAAAGGACAUUAAGAAGCUAAAGCUAAAGUCUCUACGAAGCCACAUCGGGCUAGUCCAGCAAGAACCGGCUCUUUUUGCAACAUCAAUUUUCGAAAACAUACUUUACGGGAAAGAAGGAGCCUCAGAAGCUGAAGUGAUUGAAGCUGCUAAGCUAUCGAACGCACAUAGUUUCAUUAGUUCCCUCCCGGAGGGCUACUCGACAAAAGUCGGAGAGAGAGGAAUUCAACUUUCAGGUGGACAAAAGCAGAGGGUAGCUAUAGCAAGAGCCGUCCUAAAGAAUCCAGCAAUAUUACUGUUGGAUGAAGCCACGAGUGCUCUUGAUGUGGAGUCGGAGCGUGUGGUUCAACAGGCUUUAGAUCGGCUAAUGAAGAACAGAACCAGUGUGGUGGUUGCACACAGGCUAUCGACUAUUAAGAAUGCAGAUGAGAUAUCAGUAAUCCAAAAUGGGAAAAUAGUGGAGAAAGGGACUCAUUCAAGUCUCGUUGAGAACGAAAACGGGGCUUAUUCAAAGCUAAUCAACCUACAGCAGCAAGAACAGCAUCACCGUAAAUAAUAAGAAUCAGAGUUUUUGAAUGUUGGUUGCACAUGUGUUCGGCUGAUAGAUGUUGUAUGUUGUUUUACACAUGAUUAUAGUUUAUUUAUCACCCUCAUAUGAUUAUUUAAGGUGUGAUUCAGUCAUUGUUUCUACUACAACUUGAUUUCAAAUUAUGCCCAACAAUAUUUGGGUGUUGGCUAUU
Molecule: messenger RNA, 3980 nt
Organism: Cynara cardunculus var. scolymus (artichoke)
Lineage: Eukaryota; Viridiplantae; Streptophyta; Magnoliopsida; Asterales; Asteraceae
Product: ABC transporter B family member 2-like
Exons: 10
Coding region: 14-3796 (1260 amino acids)
Biological process (GO): transmembrane transport
Cellular component (GO): membrane
Molecular function (GO): ATP binding; ABC-type transporter activity; ATP hydrolysis activity
Source: RefSeq, a predicted model, not a curated record